This is a messenger RNA of Ochotona curzoniae (black-lipped pika), 577 nucleotides long. RefSeq names its product major urinary protein 4-like. Lineage: Eukaryota; Metazoa; Chordata; Mammalia; Lagomorpha; Ochotonidae. Gene Ontology annotation, molecular function: small molecule binding; odorant binding. The coding region runs from base 1 to 543 and encodes 180 amino acids. The record is from RefSeq and is a predicted model, not a curated record. The transcript is spliced from 6 exons.
AUGACCCCUACCGAGCUGAAGUCGUGGCUGUGUGUGGCACUGGUUCUGAUCGGUGCCCAAAAGGGAGCAGCUGCUGAUGUAUCCGAGGUUUCUGGGAAAUGGUAUUCUGUUCUGAUAGCCUCCGACCACAGGGAAAAAAUAGAAGAAAACGGAAGCUUGAGAGUGUUGGCAGAACGCAUCAAUAUCUUGCAGGACUCAUCUAUGUCUGGCAAAUUCCAUACAAUUGUCAACGGAGAAUGUGUUGCACAUGAGUUAGUGGCUGAUCCAACAGAGGAGGAAGGAGUAUAUACUGUUGAGUAUGAUGGACACAAUGUCCUUCGCAUCCUUGACAUGGUCUCUGAUGAGUAUGUCAUUUUCUAUGACAUGAAUGAAAACAACGGAGAAAGCACCCAAGUGAUGGAACUCCACGGCCGAAGACCUGAUGUAAGUUCAGCAGUCAGGAAAAAGUUUGUGAGACUGUGUCAAGAACAUGGAAUCGUGAAGGAAAACAUACUGGACCUAACCAAGACUGAUCGCUGCCUCCAAGCCCGAGACCAGGCAUAGGCCUAAGCCCUCAGGUUGGUGAGCUCUGAGAGGA